AUGUCUUUUCACGUUUCAGCCGUUCCUUCUUCAGUCAAAAACAAUGCCAAGGAAGAAACUAAACGUCGCUCGGCAGAUUAUCAUCCUAGCAUCUGGGGGCACCAUUUCCGCUCAUAUGCUACUGAUUUUAUGGAAAAUGAUGAUGAUAAAGCAAAACUACUGAAGCUGAAGGAGGAAAUUAAAAGCAUGCCAAUGGAUGACGCAAACAAGUCUCUGCAAAAACUUGAUUUGGUUAAUGUAAUCCAACGCUUAGGGGUCUCUUAUAAUUUUGAAAUUGAGGUUAAUGAAAUCUUAGAAGACGUCUAUAAGGCUCACAAUGAAAGUGAUACGGGAGAUGACACUGAUGACUUGUAUUCCAUCUCUCUUAAAUUCCGCUUCGUUAGACAACAUGGUUAUAAAAUCUCAUGCGACGUGUUCAACGAAUUCAAGGACAGUACUGGGAGCUUCAAGGCAUCUCUUGCAAAAGAUGUUCGAGGAAUGUUAAGCUUGUACGAAGCCUCAAAUCUCAGGGUUCAUGGAGAAAAUAUACUAGAUGAAGCCAUUACUUUCACUAUCAAUCACCUUGAGUCGUGGGUAGCAACUCAACCUAGCUCUCCCCUUGCAGGGCAAGUUAAGCAUGCCUUAACUCGACCUCUUCGCAAGAGUUUACCAAGGCUGGAGGCAAUAUAUUACAUGAGUAUCUAUCAUGAAGAAGCUUCGCACAAUGAAGUUAUAUUAACUUUUGCAAAGUUAGAUUUCAACAUAUUACAGAAGUUACAUCAGAAGGAACUCAGUGCUAUUACAAAGUAA
Messenger RNA from Pistacia vera, 789 nucleotides. Its product is annotated as (-)-germacrene D synthase-like. The record is from RefSeq and is a predicted model, not a curated record. Bases 1 to 789 code for a protein of 262 amino acids. NCBI's taxonomy places the organism in Eukaryota, Viridiplantae, Streptophyta, Magnoliopsida, Sapindales, Anacardiaceae. Gene Ontology annotation, molecular function: terpene synthase activity. The transcript has 3 exons.